Molecule: messenger RNA, 7877 nt
Organism: Toxotes jaculatrix (banded archerfish)
Lineage: Eukaryota; Metazoa; Chordata; Actinopteri; Toxotidae
Gene: znf507
Product: zinc finger protein 507
Exons: 8
Coding region: 100-3498 (1132 amino acids)
Biological process (GO): regulation of gene expression
Cellular component (GO): nucleus
Source: RefSeq, a predicted model, not a curated record
GCAAUGUGGGAGAGAGAGGCCACUUUUUAUGGCUAACGAAUAAAACAAAGUAGUUUUAUGUGGUGAGGACAAAGAGCGCCGGGCCUUUCUGUGUCAGUCAUGGAGGAGAUCAGCAAUGUAGCUGUACUCAUCACACACUCCUCCACUGUCUCCUCUUCCUCUUCUACUCCAUCAGCACUGCAGUCCCCCUCUCAAACCCAAAACCAGCAGGAAGUACAGGACACCUCCCACAGUUUUCAACAUAAACAAGCUCCUGAUUCUCUCAUCCAGGUCAUUGAGAAGCUCAGUAAAAUCGUGGAGAAACGGCCCCAGCGCCGCUGCACCUUGGCAGGACCGAAAAGAGCAUUCCAACAGGCCUCCUCUCUACAGGGAGGAGGGGGUGAAGAGGGGGCAAGGCGGAGCAGAGGAGGCUCUCCCAAUAAGAAAAUUAAGAGGAACUGUAAGGAGCAGGAGAGCAUAGAGGUGAUGAGAUUAGAUGGCAGCAUAGCUGAUGGUGCACUUUCUCCACCCGUGUCAGGUGACAGUAACAACAACAACAUCACUUCCACGGUAACAGAGGUAGGCAAUGCCAGCAGCAGCAGCAACCACAAGCGGACGGUAACAUGCUAUCAGUGCAGCCUGUGCCCCUAUCUCUCCCAAACGCUGCCUCUGCUGAAAGAGCACCUGAAGCAGCACAAUGAGCAGCACAGUGACCUCAUCCUCAUGUGCUCUGAGUGUCGCUUUACUUCCAGAGACCACGGGCAGCUGGAGGAGCAUGUCAGGCUGCACUUUGACAAUGGAGGCAACCUGAAGAGGAACUCCACUCAGUUGGAUACCUACGCUGAAGGGAAGGAAGAGGUUUUAAGAAAGCAGGAUGGGGACUGGACUGGGAGUGGUGGCAGUUUAGGAACCGAGGUCAUCAAAGGCUCAUUGGACGGUUCCAAGGAGCUACCACAGAAGAAGAAAUGGUAUAGCUACGAGGAGUAUGGAUUGUACAGGUGCCUGAUCUGCAGCUACGUGUGCAGCCAGCAGCGAAUGCUGAAGACCCACGCCUGGAAGCACGCUGGCCUGGUCGACUGCUCUUACCCCAUCUUCGAGGAUGAAGAUGGGGCUCCUACCAUGAGAGAGGCCCAGGCUGCAGCCAACACUGCCGCAACCAGAGAGGAAAUAGUUGUUCUUUCUCCUGUCCUUCAAGAUAAAAGUCUGCAAAAGCUCCCCACUUCCUUCAAGCUGCAGCUCUGUGUGCCAUUGGCUGUUGACAAUAAACAGAAUGUGUUAAAUCAUCCAGUUGCUAAUAUCAGUGAAAGUCCAAAAACGGCAGGAGAGGAGGAGGAAAGUGUGUACCCUAUCAAAGACCUGACCUCCGAGGAGCCCAUGGUGGAGGUGCAGGUGACAACGGAGGCGGAGACCGAGGUUGAGUUAGAUAGACAUCACGAUAGUACCUCUGUCACAGACAGCUUACUGUCAUCGGCCCAGAAAAUUAUCAAUAGCAGUCCUAACAGUGCCGGCCACAUUAACGUGAUUGUAGAGCGCCUUCCUUCAGCUGAGGAUUCAGUCAUGGCAACUAACCCACUUCUUCUUAGACCAGACGUGGACAGGGCUAAGAGCUUACUGCAUGCGGAGGAGGAAGAGCGUGACCACGUGGGAGCUGCGAAGGAUGAGGUGCUCCUUGGCUGCAGUGCAGGUGCUACUGACAGGCAGCCGUUAGGAGCUGAUAUUAAAUCCUCUGUCGCUAUAAGCAACUCUCCGAGGGAUGAAAACAUUCCCCCAGCUGGUCGCAAGAGGACGCAUUCUGAGUCUCUUCGCCUGCACUCACUGGCUGCUGAGGCUUUGGUAGCUAUGCCUAUGAGGACCCCUGAAUUCCCCACCUCCAGCACCAAGGUAGGAGCGAAGACCAUCACAGCCCAGGCACAGAGCCCGAAUGUGGGCCAGAAACUGGUAGAAGUGAGCACAGCUGGACAGAAGUCUUCUGACAUAGGGACAACAGCUGCUCUCUUGGACUUGGAGCUUCAUAGCGGGGGCAGGGAGGAAGAGUUGGGGUCGCUGGACCUCGGGGAGGGAGAUGAGGAGGGCCCUGCCACUAAAGCUGGCAUCAGCCUUUCACUGCUCACUGUCAUUGAAAGACUGAGAGAACGCUCGGACCAGAAUGCCUCUGAUGAGGACAUCUUAAAAGAGCUUCAGGACAAUGCACAGUUCCAAAACGGAGCCAUGGCCGGCGUGGUCACAGGAAACGGAGCUGGGAGCUACAUGCGCACCAUCCCAGGAAUGGAUGGGUUGGUUGCCUCACCUGAUGGCGGUCUUGUGGACUACAUCCCUGGCAGUGAAAGGCCAUACCGAUGCCGCUUGUGUCACUACAGCAGCGGCAACAAGGGCUACAUUAAACAGCACCUGCGGGUGCACAGGCAGAGGGAGCCGUAUCAGUGUCCCAUCUGUGAGCACAUCGCCUCAGACAGUAAGGAUCUGGAGAGCCAUAUGAUCCACCACUGCAAGACCAGGAUGUACCAGUGCAAGCAGUGCCCAGAUGCCUUCCACUAUAAGAGUCAGUUAAGAAAUCAUGAAAGGGAUCACCAUAGCUUCAGCGGGGACAUGGCAGGUCUCACACCCGUCACUGAAACUGUGGCCACAGUGGAGGAAGCUGAGCGGGUCACAGAUGAAGAAUGUCAAAUGCAGAAGAUGUAUAAGUGCGAUGUGUGCGACUACACCAGCUCUACGUAUGUCGGGGUGAGGAACCACCGGCGCAUUCAUAACUCUGACAAGCCUUAUCGGUGUUGUAGCUGUGAUUUUGCCACCACCAACAUGAACAGUUUAAAGAGCCACAUGAGGAGGCACCCUCAGGAGCACCAAGCUGUGCAGCUGCUGGAGCAGUACAGGUGCUCUCUGUGUGGCUACGUGUGCAGUCACCCUCCGUCACUCAAAUCCCACAUGUGGAAGCACGCCGGAGACCAGAACUACAACUAUGAGCAAGUUAACAAAGCCAUUAACGAGGCCAUAUCCCAGAGCAGUCGAGCUCCUCAGAAGCUGUCUGCAGUGCUGGAGUCCGUGGCAGAGCGCCCUGCUGUGGCCCAGCCCUCCAAGGACAAAGUAAAAGGCCCUGUGGAACCAGUGCCAGCACCGACAACAACAACAACAACAGCAGCAGCAGCAGUUGACCUGGCUGUGGACAGGUCAGCGGGCCUCCCCAAACCCACCACAGACCCUUCACAGUGGCCUGGUGAGUCCCCAAGCCCCCAGGGGAAGGACCCUGCACAGCUCCAGUCUCAGGCCCAGAGCCAGCCACGCACGACCCAGGCCCCUGUCCCGGGGCCCAGUAUGGAAUACUGUGUGCUCUUGUUCUGUUGCUGUAUCUGCGGCUUUGAGUCCACCAGUAAAGAGCGGCUGAUGGAGCACAUGAAGGAGCACGAGGGAGACAUCAUCAGCAUCAUUCUCAACAAGGAGCAUCAGCAGCAGCAGCAACCAGAAGCACAACCAAGCCUCCAAACAGCAGAGUCGGUUGUGGCGUCAGAGGGUUCCCGACCGUAAGGCUGCGAUAACUACUGUCCAAUCCAGACUCUCUGAACAGGUGUGGAGACAAGUGAUGAAAUGAUUUUCUGAGUGGCACAUCCUUUGAAAGGAAUGUAAAAAAAAUAGAACAGUGUUAUAAGCUGUUAAUAUUUGUAUCAAAUAAUUUGACGAUAGAGACACAGAGUGUGUCUGUAGGGAAGCGAUUCUGAUUUCAAGGGACAAACCCGAGCUCUAACCCAAGUUAGAUUUUUCACUAUACAGGGACAAGUUCAUACCUCACAAAACCACACAAUCCCUCACCAGAAAUGGAAAAAUAAAAAUAAAAAUCACAUAUUUUCCAGUUUAAUUCAUAUAUUGACUAUAAGGCAGCUUUUUUAUUGCUACUGUAAUAUUUAAUGUAUUUAAUUUGACACAGUUGAGGCUCUAGCCUUGUUCAGAAGGUACAUGUGCAAACUCACCAAUGCCUAAAGGCAUUUAUCACAGCUUGAAUAUGAUUUGAUAUUUAUCAGGUUUUUAUGCAUGUUAGUUUCCGUUAUGCCAGUUUAAAGAGGCAAAUGUUUAUUGUUAUUUGCAGUUUUUGUUUUCUUUUGUUUCUAUGAGCGACUGUAAUUUUACUUGUUGGAUUGUUUAUGAAGUCUUUAGAGGAGAAAGAAAUAGUUCUCAAAGGAGGCGUGGAAGUUGACGAGCAGAAAUUGGUUUUAGACGACUGUAGUCUUGUGGCGACAGAGGUGUUUGGUCAUGGCUGAAAAAGAAAUGGAAUGAUUAAAAGGGAAGUUAGCAUAGGCAGGGCUGUUAUUUCAAUUGUAUGGUGCCUAGAUACAUAAAAGCAGGAAAACGAUGUAAUGAAUCAGACACACCUGUUGUCACUUGAUUGUGGUGCUAGGCACACUUUAAUAGUUGUCAUUGAAGGCAUAGUCCGUUUUUUAUAGCCCAUUCAAUUUAUGAUGUAUAUAUUAACAUUUUAUAAUAAUUAUUACUCUCUUUUUUUGUCAGUGUUUUUAAAAUACAGACUUUCUAGUGUCAAACUCGACUUGAAAUGACUGCUGUCCCAGCUAAAAUACUUGCCUGAAAUAAGAAGACCUGGAAAAUAAAGUUUGGAAGGUCACAUGUGUUUGAGGUUUCUUGGCAUAGUCGACCCAUGUCCUCUCAUGUGACUGACCAGACCAGAAACAGGAGUGUGAGAUAAUUACUGCAGAGCUGAUGUUAAAAACACUCAACCUGGUACAGUGAUAAAAAUGUAGGCUUCAUGCUCACAUGUUCACUGUGAUGGGUUGGUUUUCGCUGUCUGGAGAUUUUUUUUUUUUUCAUACAGAAUAAAUGUCAGCAAACAGCUUUUUUAUUCUGAAAGGAGAAAAAUUGAAACUAAUCACCCAGAAACAUGUUAGGAACAACCAAAAUACGUCUCGCACUUUAAUGUUCAUUCAUGUCAGACUAACUGUGCCAUUCAUUCGGGAAACAAAAUAAUAAAUAAAUAAAUAAAUAAAAUGGGGUGCUUUCGUGUGGGUAACUAUAGAGCCUUACAGGAGAACAUUUCUGUUUCUGCUGCAGUUUUUGCCCAAAAACUUAGCGAUUUCAUUUCAAGAAUUUGAAAUUAACAGAAAAUUCAGUUAGAUUGAAGUCAAGGCUUAUUCUCUUAAUCCCAACAGUCUUCUAAUGUAUCGUGUAGUUCUGUCAUGCAGAGCACACCAUGUCACGUUCGUGUUCAUUCAUCAGUAUGCCAUCCCCUUCCUUCCAUCCACACAGACAGAGCUGAGGAAAUUAAGAUAAAAUGGAAUAUCCAUAAUUCAUACCCACCCACCACCGCCCUGCCUUACAUAACAACUUGAAAUUGUGUCUGCACGUGCUUGUGUAGCAUAGUGGAAAAAACGAAAUUAAAUCUCUAUCUCAAAGACCUGUUACCUGGCCUGGAAUUCUCAUUAUCGUAGCAGAUAAUUAUUGUCUGGCUUUUAAUUUACAAUCCUUCGUGGCAGAACUAAAGACCGCUCACAUGUCUGACUGAGAAAAAUAUAACACGAAAGUGAGGCUUCUGUGUCUCCUCCCAUCUCAUUAACUCACAGACACACCCCGCCCCCCUCCGUUACAUGAGAUCCUCCAUUAAUGGCUCGUAAUGACUGAGUUCCAUCAGUGAAUAAAUGAAAGCUGCUUUAAAGGAAUAAUUCUGCUUAACCUGGAUUUUAUUUUCAGUCUUUUGUCAGUCAUUUCUGUGGGCCAAUAACACUCAGCACUCACCGGGGGAAUUUCGGAGUAGGGCUGCCCCUUUUUCAGGAAAAAAUGUUUGAACUAAUUUUGUAGUAACAUGUCGUUCUCUUCGAUAAAUUCAGAUAAAUUCCACGUUCUAAACUAUGUUGUAAAACUGAUGGUUCGUUCAUUUCACUGUUCCUCCGCUGCCUCACUAAUGCGACAUACUGACAUUAUUGUAAGGCUGUUCUAUGUAACAACCAGCAGCCUUACCUUUAUCCACUUUUUUUAAUCUGUGGUGUUAAAUCUAAAAUGCUUUACUUCUCAGAUGAUUUGGUGUGAUGAUUAUCUGUGCAGCGUGGCUCACUAGUUUUCUCCAGAUUGUGUUAAUAUAGAAAACAAUAACAGCCCAGCCUACAACUACUUAGACAAACUUCAUUGGUAAAACCAAAGGUGAACAAAGUGUCUGUUGUACAGUUGUGAGCACACACAGUUUUCCUUUGCAAUCAGAGAUGCCGCAUAUCUGGGUCCAGGCCCAGGUCGUGGGGGCUACUGUCUCCCAGCUGACAAUGCACUGAAGUCCUAUGGCACCUCCCACAGGUGGUGGGCCCCCACUCUGGGUGCAGCCUGGAGUGGGGUGCAAACCCACAACCCUGAGACUGAGUCUCAUGCUCUACCAGCUGAGCUAACCGGGCGGUGCAGUCAGAGAUUAUCAACAAUAUUUUGGGUGCACUCCUUUUCUUCUUUUGCUUUUGAUACAAAUAAAGUUUUGAUAAUCUGGCUCAGCUGUUAGUUUGUAAUUUAACAACUUGUCUAUUUUUUUUUCUUGCCCCAGCUAGCGAUAUGUUUUUGUUAUUGUCAGCAAAUCCUGUGAAAGGACCAAAGCCGACAACAUGUUAGGACGUCUGUCAAUAAUUUCCAUCUUUCCUACCCCAUUUAGAACAAUAGCCCAAAGCUAUUCAUUAAACAUUUAUGAAAACCUGCCAUAAACACUUUCUGAAAAGGUUUAGCAAAUGUCAGGCAGAAAGGCUGUAAAUUGUGCAUUUACUGGGGACUAUUUUUAGCCGUGCAUUAAUUCACAUUUGGUGCGUUACAGAGUGUGAGCAGCAGCAGGGUGGUGCAUGUGGGAUUGACUCAAAUCAGAGGCAUGUCAUCCAGUGCAACAGUGUGGGCUCAUUGAUGUGUUUUUUUGCCUUUGUUUAACAGUGAGUGCAGAAAGAGGCAGAAAACACGGGAGGAGAGAAAUGAUGUAUUUUAGUUAUCUUUUUUUUUUUUUUUUUUUUUAUUUUGACAGAAAACCAGGCAGUGCAGUGUCAGCCAGAGCUGGAAAAUUUUACAAGUAGUUAGGGACUAUCCCUGUUCACUAUAGUUACACUUUCCUCAGUCAGUUAUAAUUUAUGCCACAACUACAGAAACAUAAAUCUGUGCCAUGUUAGAUCAUUUGAAAGCAAUAAGCUCUGACUGUCAUUGAAAGAAUUGUCUUUUGUUGUGGUUUAUUGUGCCUUUUAGUUUCGAGGUAUUAUUUGUUUUGAAGCUAGAAUUUUGACCUUUCUGCCAAACCUUGAGUCAAAUAUCUAAAUAUUCUAGUGAGAGACCCAGAUUUUAUUUUAACAGUCAUUGUUAUUGAAGUGGGAUUGAAAACCUUGAUCCCCUCAGCAGAUUUUCCAUGGAGACAAAUCUAUAUUUUCUUUUUAUUUAGCGGUUUGGGUGGACAACAAACAACAACAAACCAAGUCUGUGAAACAGCCCUUUCAUAUAUUAUUAUGAGCUAUUUUACCUAGUAAAGACUUGGUACUGUAUUUUAAAUUUAUAGUACCAAGAUAUGUACAUAUUGUAGAUUAAUACUGCAGAACCUAAAAACUUACUUUUUUUUUUAUAAAGAUGUAUUUUAAUGAUCUGAUUUCAAAAAACAAAAGAGAAAAACAAUGCAAAAAAAAGUUUUAGAUUAAAUCUGGGUUCUGUUCUUAUUUACUCAGUCUGUUUUGAGCUAAACACAGCAAAAUGAGCCGCGUGCGUUAAACCAAAGGAGGUGAAAACAUAUAACAUGUCUGUCCUGAUCAGUGUAUUUUUACUCAUAUUCAAUUUUGUAUUGGGGGUUCGUCAUGGAAUUGUCUUGGACAGCAGUGUGAGGUCUGCUUUAUGUUUAUUUAUUUUUAGAGCAUCAUCUGCAGUAUUAUGUCACUACUUUGCAAUUGUAUUUUUGGUAAUAAAGACUGAGU